AUGUACUAUUGUUUGGCAGCUUUGAGGGAGGGAUUUAAAGCAUGCUGUCGCACUAUCAUAGGGCUUGACGGUUGCUUCUUAAAGGGGAUUUAUAACGGGCAGCUACUUACGGCAAUAGGGAGAGAUCCGAAUGAAAAUAUCUACCCCAUCGCCUUUGUAUUUGUCGAGAUUGAGAAGUUUGAGACGUGGGAUUGGUUCUUGGAGCAUUUAAUGAGGGAUAUGGGUGAUUCUAGAACCGGGGAAUGUUCUUUUAAAUCUGAUUGUCAGAAAGGUUUGGUGGAGGCGAUUGCAGAACGAGCGCCAAGAGCAGAACAUCGUUUCUAUUUGCGUAAUAUGUACAACAACUUCAAAGUUCGGUUUAAGGGAUUGGAAUUGAAGCGUCUUUUCUGGAAGGCAGUAUCCACAUUUAAUCUGAAGGAGCAUGAGAAAGUGUUGCGACAGAUUCAUCGAUACGAUGUAGCAACUGGGACUGAGGAAACUGCGUACGCAUGGUUGAGUGAGAUCUCACAACAGCACUGGGCACUGGCCUUUUUCCGGAAGGCUAGCCGCAACUGUUUUCCAUCAUGGGGCGGCGACAACAAGUACGAAGUUAUGCACUUCACGCAGAACCAUGUUGUUGAGCUGAACCAACAUAUGUGCACCUACGACAUGUUCCAAAUUAGAGGAUAUCCUUGCUGCUAUGGAGUGCCUGUGAUCGAGUACCAGAGACUUACGGUGGAAAAUUUCGUAGAUGCCUACUUCAAAAAGGAAACGUACAUGACAGUGUACACCCAUGCGAUAAACCCCGUCCCUGGAAUACAUGAGUACGAAGAAUCCAUGCUUGGGGAGGUGGCACCUCCGGUCGUGAAGGUUCGCACUGGGCGUCCGAAAAAAGCUCGUCGGCGCGACGGUAAUGAUGAGCGGCAGGAUGGUAAAGCAUCUUAA
Molecule: messenger RNA, 924 nt
Organism: Andrographis paniculata
Lineage: Eukaryota; Viridiplantae; Streptophyta; Magnoliopsida; Lamiales; Acanthaceae
Exons: 2
Coding region: 1-924 (307 amino acids)
Source: RefSeq, a predicted model, not a curated record